Dovyalis caffra is the source of this 369-nucleotide messenger RNA. The record is from the annotation of a GenBank genome assembly. Lineage: Eukaryota; Viridiplantae; Streptophyta; Magnoliopsida; Malpighiales; Salicaceae.
AUGGCUGGUUUGCAAAGAUCUGCUGUGUCUUUCAGGAGGCAAGGUUCUUCAGGGCUUAUAUGGGAUGAUAAGCUUAUCAAGGAAGAGCUAAACCAAGCCAACGAAAAGCAAGAACACGAAGAACAAGAAGCACACACAGAAAUCAAGCUAGAGAAAGAUGUAAGGCCAUCUUUAAGAUCAUCAACGACGCCCCACAUCACCAUAGAGAGAAGUCGAUCCAACGGUGGACAACGUGGCUACCGCACCGGCAGGGUGUCUCCGGCAAUAGAGCCUCCCUCUCCAAAGGUGUCUGCAUGUGGGUUUUGUGGUGCUUUCGGAAAACCAGCAAAAAAUCAUCGGAAAAAAGCCGGUAUGGGUAGAUCUCGAUAG